Molecule: messenger RNA, 1003 nt
Organism: Aedes aegypti (yellow fever mosquito)
Lineage: Eukaryota; Metazoa; Arthropoda; Insecta; Diptera; Culicidae
Gene: Rsph9
Product: radial spoke head protein 9 homolog
Exons: 1
Coding region: 114-956 (280 amino acids)
Biological process (GO): axoneme assembly; cilium movement involved in cell motility; motile cilium assembly
Cellular component (GO): axoneme
Source: RefSeq, a predicted model, not a curated record
UGGGCAGCUCAUAGAACUAGAAAAAAAAUAUAUCAAUCAUAGUUAGCCUCGAUUACUUCACCAAAUAAAAAAAGCACGAAAUCGUCAAAUCGUGUCAAAUACCUCCACCAAAAAUGAAUCUUGAUAAUCUGUUUGAUCACGUACCGUAUAUGGCGUAUGCAUUCCGAACUUUGUCCACAGAAGAACGGAUCAAACUGGAACACUCGCUACGUAUACUGCAACGAGCUCAACGGCUCAAUUCUGUCUAUUUCUUCGGCAAACUCGAAGGCAUCGAUGGCCACUACACUUUGGCGUUCGGUUGCCAAGGCUGGGACCUGUUCAAGAAUCGGAAGCUGUUCUACACGCAGAACUUGUACGAUUGGUUUUUGCUGUUGGAACCUAAGCAGUGGUCAGAGGAUUGGGAGUACAUAAGGCAUCCCUUCCAAGGGGAUCCGGCGUUCAAGCUGGAGGUCGAUUUGGGUCCGGGAUAUACGCUGGAUGAGGAUCAAGUGCCGAUUGAAGGCGAUCGAAGCAAAUUUUGGGUGAAAGAACAGGAUCGCCUUUGGUAUGUGAUGACGAGAAUACUCCAUGAAGCGGCUCUUGUGCCACGUGGCGUUCUAUACCACAGUACAGAGGGAGAAUGUAUCGUGAAUCCGUUUUUCGGUGGAAUAGACCUUAAUGAAAGCACGAACAUAGUCAACUACCAUCACUUCCGGAAACCGAUCAAUGGUGCGAGGGAGAAUCUGUUGAAACGAGCGAAUUGCAGCUAUUUCCUGGACGUGUUCGACUCGGCUGAUGACGUGACCCCGGAGCAGAAGAGUUUCGUUGUAACACGUGACCGCGAGAGGGAUGUCUUUGUGCUGAAAUCGCUGCACUGGCCGGGGAUGAGCAGUUUCCAUAGGGUGAAUUCGAACGUGUAUGGGUUUUUCUACUUCGGGGACGGUAGGAAAAAUUGGGAUAUGCUAUUCAUGGUUUAAGAUGUUACCUACAGAAGGUGAUAGAUAAAUAAAUUGUUAGUUGAUUA